AUGAUUUCAAAAAUUUCUCGCUUUUUUGUGCGCAAUAAAAACAAACUAAUAAUCACUGGUUGUGUGGUUGGAGGUGCCAUUCUGGCCACAAGAUAUGCUCAUCGAAAGCUGCGUGCUUGGCAAGAGAAACAGAGUUUAGAGUUCAUAGAACGAACCAAGCAGUCCCAACAUUUUGAUGGUACCGAACUCACUUGCAAUCAAACUAUUAUGUCUUUAGCUCCUCAGUUAUGUGAAGCAGUAUGCAAAUGUGUUAUGACUGAAGACAUAAUAGUAGAACUAAAAACUAAUCCAGACAACAAAGUUAAAUUGUGGUCUGAUUUGAAAAUUCGUGCUUUUUCUAAAGUUGCAAGUUUAGUUUAUACUUCUUCCGUAUUUGUUGUAACAUUGCGUGUUCAGUUGAGCUUACUAGGUGGCUAUGUUUAUAAAGAUUCAAAAAAUGGGACUUGCAAUGUUGAUCGUGACAUGCAAGCGCGUUAUUUGUCUUUAUGCCAUAAUCUAUUAGGAGAAGGUGUAAGAGGAAUAUGUAAAAUUAUUGAAGAUAAUGUGAGGGGAGUACUCGAAAACAUACCCUUAACAAAAAAACUCAGUAUAUCAGACAUUGAGCAAAUAUUUUGGUCAGUGCAGGCCGCUGUAGCAAAGGACCCGCGGAAUCCUCUAGCUGAUAUAAGCAAAUUUGUUCUUCCUACAACGGAUAUGAAUUCACCUUUAUUUUCAACCAUGAUAGCAGAGACUAGGGAUCUUCUAGAGACAGAAGAUGUAAAAUCUUUAUUGACUCUUGGAGUGAGUCAGGGAUUUGCAACAAUGAUGGAUCACAUUGCUGAGAACUUUAUACCUGAGGAGAAAAUUGUUGAAGUUGAAUUAAAAAAUGAGUUUGUUAAUAUGAAUAAAUUACAAAUACCAAUGGCAAAGAUGAUACCCAUUGUAAACGGUCUUGUAGGUAAAACCUCAGAAGUGUUAGUAGAGAAACUAAUUGCUAUUGAUAGAAUAAAGGUAUUAGGGGCUAAUGUUUAUGAAACUUUUUGUCAUUAAAUACAACAAAUGCAAAUGUUUAAUUAUAUUUUAUUUUAUUUAUAAGGUGGGAAACUCUCAAAUCUUUAA
Ctenocephalides felis (cat flea) is the source of this 1098-nucleotide messenger RNA. RefSeq names its product peroxisomal biogenesis factor 3-like. The transcript has a single exon. Gene Ontology annotation, cellular component: peroxisomal membrane. The record is from RefSeq and is a predicted model, not a curated record. Gene Ontology annotation, molecular function: protein-macromolecule adaptor activity. NCBI's taxonomy places the organism in Eukaryota, Metazoa, Arthropoda, Insecta, Siphonaptera, Pulicidae. Gene Ontology annotation, biological process: protein import into peroxisome membrane. Bases 1 to 1029 code for a protein of 342 amino acids.